Messenger RNA from Arachis ipaensis, 558 nucleotides. RefSeq lists its product as uncharacterized. The record is from RefSeq and is a predicted model, not a curated record. NCBI's taxonomy places the organism in Eukaryota, Viridiplantae, Streptophyta, Magnoliopsida, Fabales, Fabaceae.
AUGGAAUGGAAAGCAGAAUAUCCAAAUGGGUUUGUGUCUCAUUUGGAUGGUACAGGAUCUAAACACUGCCGCCCCUUGCUCAUUAAUUCAGAAAAGGAAGAAAGAAGGUCAAGAAGAAGAUUCAGGUUCCAGGAGCGUUGGUGUGAUAAAAAAGAGGUAUCCAGAGUUGUUAAACAUGCUUGGGACUUGGAAGUAGUGGGUUCACUCAUAUUCAGAUUGGCUGUAAAACUAAAACAUUGCAGGCAUAAAUUGUUUGAAUGGCAAAAAUCAGCAGCUUCAAACUCAAAACAACAGAUCCAAAGUGUGCAGGGAAAAUUGGAAGAAGAAAACGGAAAAAGAGCAACUGUAGAUGGCACAGUAAUAAGGAUUUUGGAGGCUGAGUUAGAGGAGAACUUGGAGCAGGAAGAACGAUUUUGGAAAGAAAAAUCUCGGGUGCAAUGGCUAAAUUGGGGUGACAAAAACACAAAAUUCUUUCACUCUAAAUUUCAGUCAAGGUGCCAGAGGAAUAAAAUCCAAGAACUCGUUGAUGACAGUGGUAAUGUGGCCUCUGAUAAGUAA